Molecule: messenger RNA, 2435 nt
Organism: Rhinolophus ferrumequinum (greater horseshoe bat)
Lineage: Eukaryota; Metazoa; Chordata; Mammalia; Chiroptera; Rhinolophidae
Gene: PISD
Product: phosphatidylserine decarboxylase
Exons: 8
Coding region: 287-1411 (374 amino acids)
Biological process (GO): phosphatidylethanolamine biosynthetic process
Cellular component (GO): mitochondrion
Molecular function (GO): phosphatidylserine decarboxylase activity
Source: RefSeq, a predicted model, not a curated record
UCCUGCUGCGCCCCCUUCCGUUUUUGUUUGCGACAGGCGGAGGGUAUGCAGGUUAUCGGCAGUAUGAGAAGUACAGGGAGCGAGAGCUGGAGAAGCUGGGAUUGGAGAUUCCACCCAAACUCGCUGGUCACUGGGAGCCCCAACUCUAACCUGCGCCCCUGAGCCGAGGAAGCGGCCCACCAGCCACCGCGGGGCAGUGACAGCCCAGGAGCGCCUCUGGGGGGAAGGGAGGAAGGAGGAGGAACAAAGGCGAGUGUGCUGGCCCCGCCCUCCCAGCCCGCCCACCAUGUGUCAGUCAGAGGCGCGGCGAGGACCGGAGCUCCGAGCAGCGAAAUGGUUGCACUUCCCCCAGCUGGCUCUGCGGCGGAGGCUGGGACAGCUGAGCUGCAUGUCCAGACCUGCCCUGAAACUGCGCUCCUGGCCCCUGACGGUUCUCUACUACCUCCUGCCCUUCGGUGCCCUCAGACCACUCAGCCGGGUGGGAUGGAGGCCCGUGAGCAGGGUGGCCCUGUACAAGUCGGUGCCCACGCGCCUGCUGUCGCGGGCCUGGGGCCGCCUCAACCAGGUGGAGCUGCCGCACUGGCUGCGCAGGCCCGUCUACAGCCUGUACAUCUGGACCUUCGGGGUGAACAUGAAGGAGGCCGCCGUGGAGGACCUGCACCACUACCGCAACCUCAGCGAGUUCUUCCGGCGCAAGCUGAAGCCGCAGGCCCGGCCCGUGUGUGGCCUGCACAGCGUGAUCAGCCCAUCAGAUGGGAAAAUCCUCAACUUUGGGCAGGUGAAGAACAGUGAGGUGGAGCAGGUGAAGGGGGUCACCUACUCGCUGGAGUCGUUCCUGGGCCCGCGCACCUCUGUAGAGGACCUGCCUUUCCCCCCAGCCACCUCCUGCAGCUCCUUCAGGAACCAGCUGGUCACCCGAGAAGGGAAUGAGCUCUACCAUUGUGUCAUUUACCUGGCCCCCGGGGACUACCACUGCUUCCACUCCCCCACUGACUGGACUGUGUCCCACCGGCGCCACUUCCCAGGCUCCCUGAUGUCCGUGAACCCUGGUAUGGCCCGUUGGAUCAAAGAGCUCUUCUGCCACAAUGAGCGGGUGGUCCUCACCGGGGACUGGAAACAUGGCUUCUUUUCACUGACAGCCGUGGGGGCCACCAACGUGGGCUCCAUCCGCAUCUACUUUGACCGGGACCUGCACACAAACAGCCCACGGUACAGUAAGGGCUCCUACAACGACUUCAGCUUCGUGACGCACGCCAACAAGGAGGGCAUCCCCAUGCGCAAGGGGGAGCACCUGGGCGAGUUCAACCUGGGCUCCACCAUCGUGCUCAUCUUUGAGGCCCCCAAGGACUUCAACUUCAAGCUGAAAGCGGGACAGAAAAUCCGAUUUGGGGAGGCUCUGGGCUCCCUCUAGAGCCUCCUUCCUGGCUGCAGCUGCUGAGGGAUCUUUUCCAAACAAAAAUGGGAGGGUCUCUUUGAGGGGAACCUCCCGGCUGUCUGGGGAGGGGACUCUCUCGGGCGUGGGGUCUCACCAGGCAGGACCUGGGUGACUUGUGUCUGUCUCAGAGACGCAGGUGAGGCCAGGGCCCCAUCAUGCCCUAGGCCUGCAUGGUCUCUUCCCCCCCUAAAGAGAAAGUCAGUGCCGGGACGAUCUCAGAUUCCCUUUUGGAGAGGUUUUGACCUCUGUUGUAUAAACUGGAGACCCUUCGUCUCCUGGCUGAGCAUUGUUGGUCUUGGUUUCCGUUGAAGACGGUAAGUGGUGACGUACCUUUUUGCUGCUCCUCCCAUCACUGCUUUUGGCCUGUCCUGCACUGGGUGAGGUGCCUUCCGGCACUGCCCGUGGGCCUGCCCCCAGAGCCGGGCCACAGGGCCUUGAAUGCAACCGCUUUCUGACCCCCAAGUCACCCGCCCUGCUCGUUGGGAAACCCUGUCUUUUCUCUCCACACUUGUGGCUGAACACGUCACCCAGGUCUGCCAGUGUCUAUCGAGGAUGGUGAGCAAUGGUGAGACGCUUCGCAGGCCCCAGUGAGUGACCCUCUGGAGCCGGCAAGUUGUCUUUCCAGCGGGCAAGUCCAAUUACUGAACCCAUGUGAAUGGGGCAGGCAGGCUGGGGUGGCCGCUGUGGGCCAGGGAGAGCGUGUGCCCCUCCCCAGAUCCAGACCUACAUUAAAUAUGGGAAAGUUGCUGCUAUUGAUUCAGGGGCUUGUGUUGGAGGCAGAGGAGCCUUGGUCUGUUGGGUGGGAGGGGGCGGGGGAGGCAGGGUCAGUGCCUAGAAAACCUGUCCCCAGGUAACAGGUAAGCCAUCCUUGGGGAGCCACUGAUGGUGGGGACAGUGCCAGGUUUCAUGUCUCCUGGGGACUCUGAAUUUCUCCUGCAGGAGAAGCCAUUUGAAUUUUUUCAACUGUAUCAGUAGCACAGUAUUUUUGUAUGAAAAGUGG